Messenger RNA from Amborella trichopoda, 997 nucleotides. It is a transcript of the gene GER3, whose product is annotated as germin 3. The record is from RefSeq and is a predicted model, not a curated record. Gene Ontology annotation, molecular function: manganese ion binding. NCBI's taxonomy places the organism in Eukaryota, Viridiplantae, Streptophyta, Magnoliopsida, Amborellales, Amborellaceae.
CACACACACUCUCUCUCUCUCUAUCUCAGAAUUUUCUCUCUCUACACCCACAAUGCCUCCUCUCCUCCUCUUCCUCUCCCUCCUCUCUCUCCUCCUCCCCCAUGCCUCAUCCCUGGACUACUGUGUAGCUGACCUCUCUCUACCCCCGACCCCCUCAGGAUUCCCCUGCAAAAGUCCCUCAAAAUUAACAUCAGAUGAUUUCUACUUCACAGGCUUGGGCGUGGCAGGGAACACAUCAAACAUCAUAAAAGCAGCAGUAACCCCGGCUUUUUCGCCUCAAUUUCCGGCCGUCAAUGGCCUCGGCCUCUCCCUUGCUCGCUUGGACGUGCUGCCUGGUGGCGUCAUUCCACUGCACACUCACCCUGCUGGAAAUGAGGCUCUGGUUAUGAUUCAGGGGACUUUGUGUGCUGGGUUUGUUGAUACCGCGAAUAACGUGUUUCUCCAGACUUUGAAGAAGGGGGAUGUCAUGGUGUUUCCUCAGGGGCUGCUGCAUUUUCAGAUAAAUUCUGGAGGAAUUCCAGCCUUGGCUUUCGUUACUUUUAGUAGCCCAACUCCUGGCCUACAAAUUACAUCCAUCGCUCUCUUCGGAAGUAACUUCCCCUCUAAACUCAUUGAGGGCACCACCUUCUUGUCCGAUGCUGAGGUCAAGAGGCUCAAAGGCAUUCUUGGUGGCUCUGGUUAAGCCUUUCCUGCUACCACUCUCUCUCCCCCCCUUUCGUGUGCCUCGUUUCAUCUCUCUCUCCUCCUCUUGAUCUAUCUCCCACAUUUAGUGUGCUUUAUUUCAUCUCUCUUAUGUGCCUUACUCCAUCUCUCCCCCUCCUUUUGUGUAUUUUAUUUCUUCUGUCUCCCUUGUGUAUAGCUAAGUGGGUUUUGGCUGUGGUUUCUCUCCUUGUAAUAUUUAUCUUGUGGGAUGAAUGUGGGCUUUGAGGUAUGUUGUGUUUGUUUUGAGAAAAAGAAUAGCUUUUUUCUGAAUAAAUUGGAGAUUUUUGCAUGGGAA